Messenger RNA from Drosophila simulans, 1081 nucleotides. RefSeq names its product suppressor-of-stellate-like protein. Lineage: Eukaryota; Metazoa; Arthropoda; Insecta; Diptera; Drosophilidae. Gene Ontology annotation, cellular component: protein kinase CK2 complex; cytoplasm. The record is from RefSeq and is a predicted model, not a curated record. The coding region runs from base 88 to 672 and encodes 194 amino acids. Gene Ontology annotation, molecular function: protein kinase regulator activity. The transcript is spliced from 3 exons.
CGAGACUUUGACACAUAGAUGUCAUUAUGGCAUAGUAGCCCUUGUCAUUUCGCACUGCACUUUGUAUUACAUUUUUAACGAGUGAACAUGUCGAACCCCCAGAGCAACGAGCCUAAAGUAGAUGCCAGCUGGAUUGGUUGGUUCGUUGGGAUGAUGGGCAACGAGUUCGUCUGCCGCGUGCCCAUCAAGUUCAUAAAGAACAGGCUCAACCUGGCGGGGCUGGAGUACUUGGAAGACACACUGAACGUGGUCCUGGAACCGUUGUUCGACAGGUCCGUGGCCUCGGUCUCCGGCCACGAGGAGAAGCUGUACGGCAUGAUCCACGCCAACUACAUUAUGACGGAGCGUGGCGUGGAAGAUAUGCGCCUGAAGUAUGAGAGGGGGGACUUCGGAGUGUGUCCGAAGUUCUACUGUAAGGGGCAGAAAGCCCUGCCAGUGGGCCUCAGCGACGAGUGGGGCCAUUCCACAGUUAAGAUCUACUGUCCAAGCUGUAGAGACGUCUUCAAGCCGCGAUCCCGUCCAAAGCUGGACGGAGCCAUGUUCGGGACCAGCUUCCCGCACCUGUUCUUCAUGGAGCUGCCGAUGUUGAGACCCCAGCCGCCCGUGGAGAAGUACGUCCCCCGUCUCCAUGGAUUCCGGUUGCACGAGUCGGCCUUUAAGCCGCUCGAUUAGCGCGAUUCCUCGCGCGAGUCCUCGCCCGAGAGUAUCGGAUCCUCGUCCGCCUCCUCCUUCCCGGAUUAACCUGGAUGUUUAACUCCACACGAUAUCUUGUUGUUGCAAUUAAACACAUUCCCCAGUGCGUUGAUAUGGCCAGCUACCACCUACUUAUACACCUCAUAUACUUAAUACACCUCAUACAUCUCAUACACUUCAUACACCUCAUACACCUUAUACACCUCAUAGACCUAUACACCUCUUACAUCUCAUACACUUAAUACACCUCAUACACUCGUACACCUUAUACCCUUACCCUGCCCUUAAUACAUGGUUCAAACUGUUCGUUUUUUCGCCAUUUUUUGCCAAUUCGGAAAAUUAGAAAAACAAAUUAUAUCACCUUAGCUCGUUAAAACGUAAAAUAUAU